ACAACGUCGCCUUGCUGAUCUCUUGCAGAACCGCGGCGCGCCCUUGUGACGAGCUGGCGGCCUUCUGCGAUGCACGAGUCGCCAUGGAUCAAGAUGUCGUGAACGAGGACAUCACGACCCUAGUAGACAGCCUUCUCAGGCCAGGCGGAAAGCUCGCUCGUAUCUCGCAUCACACUGACAUUCGCGAGGUUCUAUGCUGCAGAGCUGAUGGAAGCUUCCGCUGGAUAACGUCCCUCGCUCAAAGUCUCGCCGGACUGACCGUGCCGACGAGUCGCUACGUGCAGAGUCACCUCAAUAACGUCCCGGACGCGCUCGUUUCUCUUUACCAGAAGGGCCUCAACUCCAUCAUACCGGCAUUUCGAGAAGAUGUCGUUCGUCUACUUAAAUGGGUUAUACACACCGCAGAGCCGCUGUCUCCGGCUGAGCUUCAGCAACUCCUUCUCUUCCGUUAUGCGAACGACUCGGACAUGCCGGUGUACGAUUCGUCUGAGGCUUUGGGCCAGGAUGCGGCGGUGAUCUCCCUCGUCGGUUCGACAUUUCUGUUCGUCUGCGAUGGUGUCGUACGCCUGGCGCACUCUUCGGUCAAAGACUACCUUGUCUCCCUUCCCGUAGAGUCGCCGUUCCGCGUGGAUGAGCAGCCUGAGUUCCCACUGAUGGCUCGCACCGGCUUUGCGUACAUCAGCAGCGAACCUGUCGGCGAAUGCCCCGAUCUCGGCACACAACGCCCUCACCAUCUCACAUGGACGUGGGUCGUCUAUAUGUCGAGAGCAGACGAGCGACAAUAUCCUGCACUCGAGGGCGACUUCGUCAGUACACUGGUCCACAUCAGGGCAAAGGGCUUAAUUCAUAUCACCUUGCACGCCGCCAUACAUUUCGCGCACGCUCCGAUUGUAGGCUUUUUGUGCUACCACGGCCCGGGUGGCUUCGAGGUGGACUCCUUCGAAACCAUCAAUCGACUACUUAGCGAGACAGCCCACCGACCUACCGAGCGAUGGUCGAUUUUCCCUCGAGGUUAUUUGUCGGAGGAGCGAAUUCGGGAGCUGCUGAUCAGCGGACGGCGUUUUGUCCAAGGAAGAAGGGAUAAGAGCCGAAAGGUAGUAUGCGAUCGCAAUGGUCACACUUGAUGUUAGCUCCGCAGGAGUGUAAUCAGCGUGCAGACAUUCGUCGAAGGUCCCAGUUCGCCCACUGUACUGGUCAGUCUCAUGUCGGGAGCGGGCGUACGCGUUAUCCCGUGAUUGAUGUUCAUUCGAAUAGACAAGCCUGAUACACGAAGGAAAUAGCCUAGAUAAA
This is a messenger RNA of Schizophyllum commune H4-8, 1290 nucleotides long. RefSeq lists its product as uncharacterized. Lineage: Eukaryota; Fungi; Basidiomycota; Agaricomycetes; Agaricales; Schizophyllaceae. The coding region runs from base 84 to 1124 and encodes 346 amino acids. The record is from RefSeq and is a predicted model, not a curated record. The transcript is spliced from 3 exons.